Loxodonta africana (African savanna elephant) is the source of this 2356-nucleotide messenger RNA. Its product is annotated as olfactory receptor 8K3-like. Gene Ontology annotation, cellular component: membrane. The record is from RefSeq and is a predicted model, not a curated record. Lineage: Eukaryota; Metazoa; Chordata; Mammalia; Proboscidea; Elephantidae. Gene Ontology annotation, molecular function: olfactory receptor activity; odorant binding; G protein-coupled receptor activity. Gene Ontology annotation, biological process: sensory perception of smell; G protein-coupled receptor signaling pathway. The coding region runs from base 1316 to 2356 and encodes 346 amino acids. The transcript has a single exon.
CAUUUCCACCUCACACCUCAUGUUCUUCAAACAGAGUUCUUCAAUAUCCGGUGGAAUCUGGCAGAAAGAAGAUAUAAGAUUUUCAAAGAGUAUGGCUUUGUAUGAAGAGAAGUAGAUACUCAACAAAAAUAGUAACCUAUGAACAAUAAUCCGGUGCUCUCCAGAGAACUCCAAAACUGAGGAGAAGUCCUUUUAUCCUCCCUGACCUCAUAGGAAAAUCAGUAUGUAUCAAAGUGAGUACUUGUUUUCUUCCACCUUUCAUUAUUGCAAAUAAACAAGAUUUAUAUUGCAUUCGGUGAAGAGAGUUGAUUUCCUAAUUGUAAUAUCUACUGAUACCCAAUUCAGUAUCUUCGGACAUAGGCAAUAUGUGUAUAUAGGGACAAGGCAGCGUAUCAGAAAGCCACAACAUCAUAAGCAAUGUCUUAUAUGAGAUAACGUAUUUCCCCUAGAGCCAUUUUAUAAUUUGAUAUGAUAUGAUUGUAUUUUUCUGUUCUUUGGAUUAUUCCUGACUCAGUGAAUGCUGGUACUGCUAUUUUCAUUGUCUGUAGUAUCAUGUCAAACCACUAAUUCUUUUACGUUAAACUGCCAUCCUCAUUAUGAGCUGUACAGUAGCACAUAGAAGUACCUCAGGUCCUUAAUGUACAGAAGGAUAUAAAAGAAAAUCCAAGAAUCCGUGUAUAUCUCAUCAGUGUAAUUUGUCUCUAUUCUCUUGAGUAAUACAGUGAUUUUUACUGAUUUUCUUUUAAACUACAGGAUCUCUUUAUCCAAAUGGAAUUUUUAAAUGAAACUUCAUUAUAUCAAACCAAUGACAGUGACCUUGCUUUCUCCCAAUUUGCUCAAAUUUCAUCUCAGUUUUAGGUAUUUUCAUGAGAAAAUAUAUCUGAUUUGUUACAAACAACUUAAUGAAAAUGCCCCUAGGGAUGGACAUAUUUUAAGUAAACUUAAAGAUAUGUUAACAUGUUUUAAGAAAAUUAGUAGAUGUAUAGUCUAAAACACUGACAGGCUGAUGGUCCGAUUUUUGUCGUGGAGGCAAAGAUGGGGUAGGAAAGGGCUGGGGCCAGUUAAAUGGAUAACACGCUACUCAAAGUAUUCAUCAUCAUAUCCCUGUCAUAGAAGGUAAGUCACACUAGAAGAAUUUACAUAUACAUAUGUAAAGAAAAUUUUUUUAGGUAACUUACUGUGAUCAUAAUUGAAAAGUUUGGAUUCAUAUUAUUCAUAGUGGCUUUGAUUACUUAAAAUCUACCGGAUGAUACUACAUAAAAGCUAUUGACAAUGCUGAUGCCUCUACCCAGAAGAGGUUUCCUGAUAGACCACGAUGGACACACACAAUCUAACAGCGCUGAGUGAAUUCAUUCUGAUGGGAAUCACAGACCGCCCUGAGCUGCAGGCUCCGUUGUUCAGGCUGUUCCUCAUCAUCUACAUGCUCUCAGUGGUGGGCAACGUGGGCAUCAUCAUCCUCACCAAGAUGGACUCCAAGCUACAAACUCCCAUGUACUUUUUUCUCAGACACCUGGCUAUCACUGAUCUUGGUUAUUCAACAGCUGUGGGACCCAAAAUGCUGGUAAAUUUUGUUGUGGAUGAAAACACAAUCUCUUAUUAUUUUUGUGCUACACAGCUAGCUUUUUUUAUUUUGUUCAUAAAUGGUGAAAUUUUUAUUCUGUCAGUAAUGUCUUAUGACCGCUAUGUGGCCAUCUGUAACCCUCUGCUCUACACAGUCAUCAUGUCACAAAGGACAUGUUGGGUGCUGAUGGCAAUCGUCUAUCUCCACAGCACAUUUGUUUCUCUUCUAGUCACCAUAAAAAUUUUUAAUUUGUCCUUCUGUGACUACAGUGUCAUCAGGCAUUUCUACUGUGAUGGUCUCCACUUGUUAACUUUGCUCUGCUCAAACACACAUGAAAUCGAAUUGAUCCUUCUCAUCUUAGCAGCUUUUGAUUUGAUUUCAUCCCUCCUAAUAGUUCUUGUUUCUUACCUGCUCAUUCUUGUAGCCAUUCUGAGGAUGAACUCAGCUCAGGGCAGGCACAAGGCCUUCUCCACCUGUGGAUCCCACCUGACGGUGGUGGUAGUGUUCUAUGGGACUUUAAUCUUUAUGUACGUGCAGCCCAAGUCCAGUCAUUCCUUUGACACUGAUAAAGUGGCUUCCAUAUUUUACACCCUGGUGAUCCCCAUGUUGAAUCCCUUGGUCUAUGGCUUGAGGAAUCAUGAUGUGAAAUAUGCUUUACACAGGACUUUGGGACAAUUAUGCAAUAUAUUUUCUCAAAGUUCACUAUACCGAAUCAUUCAUACAAAUUACAUUAUGGGCUUUAAACUCUCUUCUGUGUGCCUCCAGAGGGGAGAGCAAGCACAAAAGCACAGAUAA